ACUGUGCUCCCCACGUGCCAGCAGAGCUCCGUGGUGGGGGCAGCGGGGACACAGGGCACAGGAGCUGGUGCUCACCUCUCUCUCUCCCUCCUUCUUAGGUUGACGGAAAACAUGAGACGACUAAAGCGUGGUGCCAAGCCCGUCACCAGCUUCGUGAAGAACCUCUCUGCCUUAUCCGACUGGUACUCCAUCUACACGUCUGCCAUCGCCUUCACUGUGUACAUGAAUGCCGUGUGGCAUGGCUGGGCCAUCCCCAUGUUCUUGUUUCUAGCAAUUUUGAGGUUAUCCCUCAAUUACCUCAUAGCCAGGGGCUGGAGGAUACAGUGGAGCAUCGUGCCUGAAGUCUCUGAACCAGUGGAGCCUCCAAAGGAAGACUUGACUGUGUCUGAGAAGUUCCAGCUCGUGCUGGAUGUCGCCCAGAAAGCCCAGAACCUCUUCGGCAAGAUGGCCGACAUCCUGGAGAAGAUCAAGAACCUGUUCAUGUGGGUCCAGCCUGAGAUCACGCAGAAGCUGUACGUCGCGCUGUGGGCCGCCUUCCUCGCCUCCUGCUUCUUCCCCUACCGCCUGGUGGGACUGGCCGUGGGACUCUACGCUGGGAUCAAGUUUUUCCUCAUCGACUUUAUCUUCAAACGCUGCCCGAGACUACGAGCCAAAUACGACACCCCCUACAUCAUCUGGAGGAGCCUGCCCACGGACCCGCAGCUCAAAGAGCGCUCUAGCGCCACCGUGUCACGCCGGCUACAGACGGCCUCCUCUCGGAGCUACGUCUCCAGCGCGCCCGCCAGCCUCAACAAGGAUGAAGACACUGGCCGCUUCCACGGUACCAAGAAAGGCAAUUUCCACGAGAUCUUUAACUUGACGGAAAACGAGCGACCGCUGCCGGUGUGUGAGAAUGGCUGGCGCUGCUGCCUGAUAAACCGCGACCGCAAGAUGCCCACCGACUACAUCCGCAACGGCGUUCUGUACGUGACGGAGAAUUACUUGUGCUUCGAAAGCUCCAAAUCCGGUUCUUCCAAGAGAAACAAGGUCAUCAAGCUGGUGGACAUCACAGACAUCCAGAAGUACAAGGUCCUCUCUGUCCUCCCGGGCUCAGGCAUGGGGAUCGCGGUGUCAACGCCAUCAACCCAGAAACCACUGGUGUUCGGGGCCAUGGUGCAUAGAGACGAGGCGUUCGAGACCAUUUUCAGCCAGUACAUGAAAAUCACGGCGGCCGCGGCAUCUGGCAGCGACAGCUAGUGUUGAUUCUCCCGGGACGAUGCUGGAAGGGUUUUGUUUUGGUUUUGGUUUUUUUGUUGUUUUUUUUAAACAAUUUGAUAGUGGAAAAACAAUUGGACAUCCUCCUGAUCUUUUGCAAUAAUUCCCCUCGAUCUGUGGUUUUUAUUGUGUUCACCCCGCGAUUCACGGACCCCUUCACGCAGGGGUUGGGGCCCUCAGGCGGUGCCCGCCCAUCUCACGGGUGAGGCGUGUCUCACGGACACAUGGACACGGAGGGCAGGGGAUCCUCGGAGGCCAGCGGAAAGGAGGACACACAGGACCCGCCCGCCCCAGAGGCCGAAGCUCCUCCACCCCGAAGCUGUAGCCGAGGAGCACCGGUGGUCCCUCUUCCCGGGUGUGAAGGAUGUCGGUGAUGAGCGACUCAGAGGCGCCUUCGCCCACCACCCUGAACUGGCCAGUGGGUCUCGCUCCUUCUGCUAGCGAGGCCUGCUGCGAGUCGUCAGAGGGGGGCCCGGGGCAGGGGCGCGGCUUGAUCUGGCUUAGGCUCCGUGCUGACCGGCCGCGGGGCCCCACCUGCCACGAAGGCCAGUGGCCGUCUCGGCCUCCCGAGCCGCCAGGAGGCCCGGGGUCGGUGGCCCCCGUGGCCGUGGAGUGGCACGCAGGCAGAAGCACAUCUUUUUCACACUCUGCUCUUUGGAAAGCCCCGUAGACCAUCUACCAAGGCUUUGGGGGGCACUCUGAGCUUGGGUUGCUCUCAGAUGGAAAUCAACCGCAGCAUGGCUGGCGCCGGCCUCACGGCAGAAGCCACCUGUGUUGGUGAGGGAGGGGGCCCUGCGGCCUGGGGUGGGAGCGGCCCGGACACAGGGUGGGCCAGGCUUGCGGCCGGUCUGCCGUGGUUGCUGUGCGGGGGGUUGCUCGGGAGGUCACCGGCUGCGGGGAGUGACCGUGAGCGGAGCCCAGAGGCUUGGGGCCGGACGGUCCGCACCCCUGACGUCUGACAGGGUCCUGGCAGGCUCACCCUCGUGCCAGCACACCCCGGGGUGGGAGCGAGCCGCCCCCCUCCCUGCGCCCAGCACCAGUCUGGGCCCCGCCCAGGACGCCAGCGCGCUUGUGGCCGAGGCCGGAGGCUGCCAUCUGCAGGCUGGGUUCACUUGGGGACAGGCCUGUGACCUCUGUGAAGGACAGGCUGAGAUUGUGGUGGUCAGCGUGACCGCCCUCCUGGUCAGCACACUUCCAACUCCAUCAGUCCAGUUCCUCGGCUUGUCCUGAGUCCUUUGGGCAUCACGGAGAUUGUUGUUUUUUGAAGAAACAGAAGAUUCUAUUUUUUACAGAGAGCAAGCUGUUUUUCUUAUUUUUGUAUCAUUUUUCAGAUGUAAUUUUUACCUUGGCUCCAAUGCUAAUUUGCUGGUUUGGGUGAGUCUGGUGGCAUCGCUCACGUCCCCAUUCACGGGGGGCCAUGGGGGCCGCACGCCAGGGCCCGGGCCGCGCUCCUGGGGAGCUGCGCCGACCAGCCUGAUGAAGCACACACCCCACCCGGUCGGUGAGAUCGGAGGGCGCCUGCGGCUCCCACCACCCCGGUCCGGCUGGCGCUGCUGUUCGCGAGAUCCCACGGGCCGGCCUUCCGUCAAACUGAAGGCAGAACCCACUCUAAGUCUCGGCUUUGGCUCCCACCGUGGGCGCAGGCGGACCGGCUCCCGAGGCACCCCCGGGGACCCUCCCUCGGUGCCUGAGGCGAGGCGGGGUGGGCCCUGAGCGGCCCCUGGGGACAGGCUUCAGGGUGACGCCUGUGGGUGCCACUCAGACCCCUCCCUGGGCCCGCCAAGGGGUCGGUGUGGUGGGGCUCGCCCUCCUCAGCAGAGCGGGUGGUUUGGUUCGAGUCCCUUUUGAGGAGAAAGGGAGAUGAAAACUGACCACGUGCGGGGCGCGGCCGCGGGGGCCCUGGGGGGUCGUGCGCCAGUGGCCGGGCCCUUGGGGAGAGCGCGGCCCACACGGGCUCCCGGCGGCCCGGCAGAGAGAGCCCGGAGUUUCUAUCAAAUUGUGUAAAUCUGGGCAGAUAUUUAAUUUCUAUGACUAAUCACUGAACUAGAAUGAAUGUCACAUUUUUUAUGUCCGAAGCUUGAGUCUAUUUUGGAUCUGUAAAUAAUCGUUCCUGCUGUCACUUUUGUUCAACAAAAGGAUUGUACUGUAUGAAGAACCGAUGAAAAACCCCCGUAACAUUUUUUAAAGAAAACUUUGUUUGUUUAAAGAA
Leptonychotes weddellii (Weddell seal) is the source of this 3463-nucleotide messenger RNA. Lineage: Eukaryota; Metazoa; Chordata; Mammalia; Carnivora; Phocidae. The record is from RefSeq and is a predicted model, not a curated record.